This is a messenger RNA of Osmerus eperlanus (European smelt), 2779 nucleotides long. RefSeq names its product alpha-1,6-mannosyl-glycoprotein 2-beta-N-acetylglucosaminyltransferase. Gene Ontology annotation, cellular component: Golgi membrane; Golgi stack. Bases 382 to 1632 code for a protein of 416 amino acids. The record is from RefSeq and is a predicted model, not a curated record. Gene Ontology annotation, molecular function: alpha-1,6-mannosylglycoprotein 2-beta-N-acetylglucosaminyltransferase activity. Gene Ontology annotation, biological process: protein N-linked glycosylation; oligosaccharide biosynthetic process. The transcript has a single exon. NCBI's taxonomy places the organism in Eukaryota, Metazoa, Chordata, Actinopteri, Osmeriformes, Osmeridae.
UAAGUCGUCUCAACAGCGUUCCUCCAUAAGUGGAAACAUUCAGAUAGGAUUAAAGUCAAAUGUAUUUCCUGAAUACAAAGCCAUGAAGUUUUCUAUCGAACUUUACCAAACAAAACAUACAGUCAUUCGAUUCUCUGUUACUUCGCUUCACAGGUGUUCACGAGCUAGAUAUCAUCAUCGGUUUCGACCGAACAGAGAAUCCCACGUCGACUCAGAAAAAUAAACCAUAACUUUCUGACAAAGUGAGGUUCACGGACACCGCAGUCACGGGGGUCCACUAUGUUGCUAUUGCCAACCACAUGAACUGGAUAAUGAGGACGUUCACUGUAAGGUGAUUCACAAGCUUUGUUUUCUAUUUAAAAGCUGCCAUUAGUUACGAAAAUGAGGUUUCGUAUUCUUAAAAAGAAUCUGCUUGUUGCAUUGGGUCUCUCAUUCAUAUUUGUUACGGUCAUGUUUUCAACUCGUGUUUUAAUAUCUGGCAACGACACAAGUAGUGUCGCUCAUGAGAACGUAUUACCUGGAAUACGAAGUUUCACGAAGUUUCAAUUCGACUCCCUACAGGACAUGAAAACUUCCGUUUACAACGGCAAUUAUAAACAAAACAUUCAGAACAGAGAUACGUUUUCCGCUGAACCUCAACUGGUUCUAGUGAUUCAGGUUCACAACCGACCAGACUACCUCAAAAUACUAAUAACAUCGUUGGAAAAAGCAGCUGAGGUCCACAGUUUUCUGCUUAUUUUCAGCCAUGACUAUUUUUCAGAGGAAAUCAAUAGCAUUGUGCAGGGGAUAACCUUCUGCAAAGUCUUGCAAAUCUACUUCCCCUUCAGCACUCAGCUGUAUCCCUCAGAGUUUCCUGGACAGGAUCCAAGAGACUGCCAGCGAGAUCUGUCCAGAGAUGUGGCUGUUAAGGCGGGAUGUCUUAACGCUGAGCAUCCUGACUCCUAUGGCCACUAUAGAGAGGCCUCCAUUACUCAGACCAAACACCACUGGUGGUGGAAGCUGCACUUUGUGUGGGAGCGAGUGCAUGCGCUACAGGGAUACAGCGGCUUCGCUAUCUUCCUAGAAGAAGACAACUACAUGCUACCUGACUUGUAUCACCUGUACAAGGACAUGUUAGCCUUCAGGAAGACCAGCUGCCCGGACUGUGACAUGCUGGCUCUGGGGAACCACGACAGCUUGUCGGCGGACUUCUUCAAACUGUCUGACAAGGUGAGGACCACGGGUUGGAUGUCCACCAAGCACAACAUAGGCAUGGGCAUCUCCAGGGAGGUGUACUACAAGCUGAUGGGCUGUGGGGAUGACUUUUGCUCCUACGACGACUACAACUGGGACUGGACUCUGCAGCACCUUUCGGGCGGCUGCAUAGCCAAGCCUCUGAAGGUACUGGUGGCCCAGGGGUCCAGGGUCCUGCACACCGGGAACUGCGGCCUGCAUCAGAAGGAGAACUGCCGGCCAGAGUGGGCCCUACAGAAGGCAGAAGAAUUUCUCCAGCAGGCGAAGGACUCCCUCUUCCCACAAUCCCUUGAGCUGUCCAUCGCAGAGCCGGUGGAGCACAAGAUCCAUGUGAAGAAUGGGGGGUGGGGGGACAUUAGAGAUCAUAUUCUCUGUAAAAACUAUGCCAAACGUCUCUAAAACCGUGGGUGCUUUUCUUUGGUCUCACGUCGUAUGGGAUGUACUGAGGAAAAUAAAGGCCAUUAUUACUUGUGACGGGAUGUGCUUUGGAGACGGUGUCGAAUGCAGCUAAUUUUAAAGCUUGUUGAUGUUUCUACCAAACACCAUUGCCAAAGAUUUCAGUCAUUUUGUCAUGCGUUGUGCACACAUAGACGUUUUAAUUUGUAGCUUUUUCCCAUCAGGUUUCCGUUUAGUUGCGUUGAUUUGAAUUUUUAAGCUUACUUAAUGUGUUAAAGGUUCAUGUAAUGCUCCUGCAUCAGUUAGGCAUAACGGUAAACAUUCCUGAACAACUCGCCAAGUAGUGUGUGCUAACUGGUUUGCUUUAAUGUGGCAUUUCUGUAUUGGUACACAUGCUGCUUACAGUAAAGAUAAGCAAAGAUGCAGACACUAUGACAUAUGCUCAAUGCCAUGUUUGGAAGUGACACCGAUAAAUUAUUGCUAUUUUGCCACUAAGUCGGUGCUCAGGUUGUCGUGGACUAAACAUUACAGUACUUAUAUACAUACACUAAUUUGAGUCAUAAAAUAAUACCUUUCUCUAGCCCUUGAUGAAGGUGGAGAAAGAGAAUGUUUGUGAUUAGGUUUAGGAAUACUUUGUGAUCUUGAAAAGUAUAAAGCUAAACAUAUUGCUUCUACUGACUGACUUAGCUGAGGGUGAGUUUGCAUUUUCAUGUUAUUUACAUAGAGUAUAGAUCCUAUGUGUGAGGCCUGACCAAAUUAAGACGUAUUGCACAGACAGACACACACACACACACACACAGAUAUUUGAGGGAGUUUGUUUCAUCUUGGACGUGGGGUUCUUCAAGUUAACCAUGGAACUCAAUGCCUUUACAGAUGGUUCUGCUAUCUUGGUAAUAUACAUGAUGAUUGUAUCCUUGAUGAUUGAACUGUAUCAGAUUUAUUAUUGCAAAGCACAAUCUUUUCAAUGUAGCUUCUUUUUAUGUAAACUGCUGUUUACUGGGUGACUGAGAAUGUGUUUGGAAGUUACAAUGAUGAAAUGUAAAUACUGUACAUCAGUCUGUCACUGUCUUCUGAACGUAUCACUUGAAAUAUCUUGGUAGUUUUUCCUCUGAAUGUUUGACGAGAUGUGAAAGUAAAAACGUCCUUGUUU